Messenger RNA from Caenorhabditis remanei, 975 nucleotides. RefSeq lists its product as uncharacterized. The transcript is spliced from 7 exons. The record is from RefSeq and is a predicted model, not a curated record. NCBI's taxonomy places the organism in Eukaryota, Metazoa, Nematoda, Chromadorea, Rhabditida, Rhabditidae. Gene Ontology annotation, molecular function: metalloendopeptidase activity. The coding region runs from base 1 to 975 and encodes 324 amino acids. Gene Ontology annotation, cellular component: plasma membrane. Gene Ontology annotation, biological process: protein processing.
AUGAAUGACAAACCACCCCACUUUUCGCCACUGGAAUCUCCAAAAGCUUCUACGAACUCUCCCGAAUCACGGAAAUCUCAAAAUCAGACGAUUGAAAACCAUUUGCCAGUCUCGAGACCUCCCACCUCGAGUGACCCUCCGAUUGUAACUUGCGAAUCUCCGGAAUGUGUCACCUUGGCACAUAAAUUAUUAAACUAUCGAGAUGUAUCUAUUGAUCCAUGUGAAAACUUCCACAGAGCAUCUUGCGGAAGAUACUAUGAGAAUAGUUUGGCAGAGAACUCGAUUCAAGAAAAACAAGUUUUUCUACAGAGAAUUGUAAAAGAAUUUGUGCUCAACAGACAACCGUCUACUUCGAAAUCUGAAAACACUAUAAAGUUGCUUUUUGAAAAAUGUAGACAUAUCACUGCUUGGGAUGCACCUGAAGAGACAGAAAUUGCAUAUAAAGAAAUCAUGAAGGAUAUUGAAAAACUUGGAUGGUCUUUGCUGGAUAGCAAAUGGAAUUCAUCGAAAUUUGAUUUGAAUGAUGUGCUCUCCAAAAUUGCCAAAAUAGGAGUGCUGGAUUUUGGAAUUUUUCAAUUUUAUCCGGUUUUGAAUCACUUGAUUAUUGCACCUUCUUCAAGAGGGGUAACUGAAAUGUCUGGGAUUGAAAAGAUGAUUAACACGUUUUUGGAUGUGAACGACCUGGAUGUCGAUGAAAAUAUGAUUUCAAAUCAUGGGAAAGAGAUUUAUGAGUUUGAUGUGAAGUUGAAAAAACUGCAAUUUCUAGACUACCCAGAAACAAUAACAUAUUCGGAUCUGAAAUCAAAUAUUUCGAUUGUUGAUUUUGAUGGAAUUAUCCAAAGUUUAUUUCGGUCUGGAAGGAAAGAAAAGUUGUGGCCGAUAGUAGAAAAGAGAGUGGAGUCAUAUGCACAACCGCUUUUCGCAGGGGACGUGGAAAAUGUUAUUAGAAACGCUACUGAAAUCGACGCCUCCUAG